AUGAUGUCCCGCGAAGUGCUGCUGGUGAUCGGUGUGAUCUUUCACAUCGUCUACCUGUUCAGCAUUUUCGACAUUUACUUUACAUCUCCCAUUGUUCAUGGCAUGACUCCUCAAAAGAGUCCAGUCGCUGCACCAGCAGAUCGUCUUCUUCUUAUUGUAGGUGAUGGGCUACGCGCAGACAAGCUUCUUGAGUUGGAUAAUGGUAUUGCCCGUGCUCCUUAUUUAAGAAAUAUUAUCAAAACUGAAGGAAGUUGGGGUGUAUCUCACACACGUGUGCCUACCGAGUCAAGACCUGGGCAUGUAGCUAUAAUUGCUGGUUUUUAUGAAGAUGUGAGUGCAGUAACGACAGGCUGGACUAUGAACCCUGUGAACUUUGACUCGGUUUUUAAUCAAUCAGAACACACAUGGUCUUUUGGAUCUCCAGAUAUUUUGCCAAUGUUUCAACAUGGUGCAAGUGAUCCUAGUCGUGUGGAUACAGUCAUGUAUCCACCAGAAUAUGAAGAUUUCUCUGGUGAGGCUUCUCAUCUUGAUACCUGGGUGUUUGAUCACUUCAGAGCAUUGUUCGAAGAGGCAAAAACCAAUCCUGAAUUAAACACUAAGCUGAGAAAACCCAAAAUUGUCUUCUUUCUUCACUUGCUUGGUUUGGAUACAAACGGCCAUGGUUUUAGACCUCAUUCGAAAGAGUACUGUGAGAACAUCGCCAUGGUUGAUAAAGGUGUUUCUGAAAUGGUAAAUCUUGUUGAAGACUUUUAUGGCCACGACGGAAGAACUAGCUUUGUAUUUACAGCCGAUCAUGGCAUGAACAACAGAGGCGCUCACGGAGAUGGUCAUCCAGACAAUACACGUACACCAUUAAUUGCCUGGGGUGCUGGUAUUAACAAACCAAUGAAGGGGUCCAAAGGACACGACGAAUUUUCGGCUGAAUGGGAUUUAUCUGAUGUCCAGAGAAAUGAUGUGCUCCAAGCUGACAUUGCUCCAUUGAUGUCCCAUUUGGUUGGCAUCCCUUUGCCUGUUAACUCAGUUGGAGAACUCCCGCUUAAUUACCUUGACGGAGACGAAUACACCAAAGCUCAGGCUGCAUUUGCGAACGCACGCCAGAUUGCUGAACAAUACAAAAUCAAACAUGAUGAAAAGGAGGAAAAGGAGAUGUUCUUUAGACCUUUCCGUCCCUUGUCAGGUUCCAACGAUCCCAGUAACUAUCUCAGCCAAAUACAAACCUUAAUUGAUAUAAAAGAUUACAUGGCAGCAGAAUCUCUUUCAAAGAAGUUGAUGAGUGAAUGCUUGGCAGGCCUUCGCUACUUCCAGACCUAUGACUGGCUGUUCCUCCGAGGAGUCAUUACUGCCGGAUAUGUUGGAUGGUGUGCGUUCUGUCUUGAGUUUGUAAUCAGAUAUUACAUUUUAUCUGAAAACACGAUAAAGUAUCUUGGCCAAUCCACAUCCAAACUGAUUGAUGGUAUGGCAGUAUUAGUGUUUGGGUUCUUGUCCUUUAUGGUGUGGAUCCAGGAUAUGCCAACCAUGUAUUAUGCCUAUGUAUUCUUUCCCGUCUAUUUCUGGCGCCAAGUAUUACAAAACAAAGAUAUUUUUGCGGCAAUUCUUAGCUCUGCUUCACGUGAAGGAUGGACCGUUUUGAUACGAAACACAAUUGGGACACUUUUGGCACUUGAAUUAUUGGUCUACAGCUAUUUCCGUCGCGAGGUUCUCACUGUGUGCUUUGUGUUGCUUGCAACUUGGCCGUUUUUUAUGCCUGCUCGUAUGCGUAGGCAUUAUUCCUCUCUAUUGACAUUAUGGAGUAUAUCUUGUCUGUGCACAAGUGUUUUUACACUUUUGCCAGUUGAAAAGGGUGAAAACAUCUUGUUGAAAAAGAAUAUUUUUUGUAUUAGCGUAUUUGGUGGCCUGGCUGGUAUUUCUGUUGGCGGAUUUGUGCUGGCAAAAUUGGAACGUGACAAUCGUAUUAAAAGAAAGACUUCUAUCUUAAUGAAGAUACAGUUACUCCUGAACCUUGUCAGUAUUAUUCUAGUCUAUUCCACAUCAACAAGCCUGCAGAAACGACAAGGACUUCCUGUAAUUAACCAAUUAUUGAGCUGGACUGUCAUGGCCUUUUCUAGUAUUUGUCCUUUCGUCUACCGCGGACCUUCUAAUGAAGACUAUCUCGCCCGUCUUUUGAUGAUUUGCUUAUCUUUUGCACCCCUUAUGACCUUGCUCAGUAUCUCAUAUGAAAUGUUGUUUUACGUCUGUUUCUGCAGCACUGUUCUUCUCUGGCUAGAAACCGAACGCGCGCUCUACCGUGAUCAAAGAAGAUCAGUUGAUCGUCCUCUCCAAACAAGCGAUUGCCGGGCAGUUUUGAUUUUUUUGUUCUUUAUCUGUGUCGGAUUCUUUGGCACGGGUAACGUGGCAUCCUUGAGUAGUUUCUCUCUCGAAAGUGUCUAUCGAUUCGUGACAAUAUUCAACCCCUUUUUGAUGGGCGUUCUAUUAAUUGCCAAGAUCCUGAUCCCUUUCUUUGUGGCCUCUGCUGUUUUGGGUGUACUUAGUAUCAGCCUUGAUCUUUCACCUUUUAGUUUGAUUCUGGCUGUGAUGAGUAUAACAGACGUUCAGACGAUUAACUUCUUCUAUUUUGUCAAGGACUCAGGUAGUUGGCUAGAGAUCGGUACCACAAUCAGUCAUUUUUGUAUCUCGGAGUUGUUUAUCAUCUUCACCAUCAUAUUGUUCUUGCUGUCUCGACUAUUGGUUGGACAUCUUGUUCUGCCCAAACUGUCAAGCAUGGCAGAUUAG
Phycomyces blakesleeanus NRRL 1555(-) is the source of this 2769-nucleotide messenger RNA. RefSeq names its product MCD4/FSR2/SSU21/ZRG16 protein. Lineage: Eukaryota; Fungi; Mucoromycota; Mucoromycetes; Mucorales; Phycomycetaceae. The transcript is spliced from 11 exons. Gene Ontology annotation, cellular component: endoplasmic reticulum membrane. The record is from RefSeq and is a predicted model, not a curated record. Bases 1 to 2769 code for a protein of 922 amino acids. Gene Ontology annotation, biological process: GPI anchor biosynthetic process. Gene Ontology annotation, molecular function: mannose-ethanolamine phosphotransferase activity.